Capsella rubella is the source of this 1302-nucleotide messenger RNA. RefSeq names its product rac-like GTP-binding protein ARAC1. The transcript has 7 exons. Lineage: Eukaryota; Viridiplantae; Streptophyta; Magnoliopsida; Brassicales; Brassicaceae. Gene Ontology annotation, molecular function: GTP binding; protein kinase binding; GTPase activity. Bases 507 to 1100 code for a protein of 197 amino acids. Gene Ontology annotation, biological process: regulation of cell shape; establishment or maintenance of cell polarity; cortical cytoskeleton organization. The record is from RefSeq and is a predicted model, not a curated record. Gene Ontology annotation, cellular component: nucleus; plasma membrane; cytoskeleton.
AAAGAAACGAGAGAAGAAAAAAGGAAGAGCAAAAGAAUCGGGGAAGUUGAUGGAGGAGAUUGUUCCUUUUGUGAACGCUUCAAUGGCAUAAAUUUCCGGCCAUCACAUUUCUUCUGCUUGCUUCCUCUCUCUAUCUCUCUCUCUCUCCUUACUUCUCGAUUCGAUUCACCAUUGUUGUUCACCUUUCUUCUUCUUCUUCUUCUUUGAUUCAUCCCUCUUUUCUCCCACAUUUAGGGUUUCCUGUUUUUACAUUUCUAGGGUUUUUCUUGUUCGUUCUGUACCGUAGUCGGCGAAUUGAAAAGGGGGAAAACACCGCUGUUGAGGGCUUUUUGUUUGUUUCUUUUGUGUUGUGGUUUCCUCAGGUUUUGUAGAUCUGAGGUUGCUAUUUUUGAAUAUCAUCAUCAUCUAGAGGGAUUUUUUUUUUCCUUUUGUCAAUUUUUAUUUGGUCGUGUGUGAUCAAAACGUAGCUCCAUUUCUGGUGGAGGAGAAGAGAAAGCGGAAAGGCAAUGAGCGCUUCGAGGUUCAUUAAGUGUGUCACCGUUGGCGACGGAGCUGUUGGCAAAACCUGUUUGCUCAUUUCUUACACCAGCAACACUUUUCCUACGGAUUACGUACCGACUGUUUUUGAUAACUUUAGCGCUAAUGUUGUUGUUAACGGGAGCACUGUCAACCUAGGACUAUGGGAUACCGCAGGGCAGGAAGAUUAUAACAGAUUAAGACCUUUGAGUUACCGUGGUGCUGACGUUUUCAUCUUAGCAUUCUCUCUUAUCAGUAAGGCUAGUUACGAGAACGUGUCCAAGAAGUGGAUCCCAGAGCUGAAGCACUAUGCCCCUGGUGUCCCAAUAGUUCUUGUUGGAACCAAACUAGAUCUUCGGGAUGACAAACAGUUCUUCAUUGACCACCCUGGCGCUGUACCUAUUUCCACUGCUCAGGGAGAAGAACUGAAGAAGCUAAUUGGAGCUCCUGCAUACAUCGAAUGCAGUUCAAAAACACAGGAGAACGUGAAAGGCGUAUUUGAUGCAGCGAUCCGAGUGGUUCUUCAACCUCCAAAGCAGAAGAAAAAGAAAAGCAAAGCACAAAAAGCCUGUUCCAUUUUGUAAUUUCUCUACGUUUUCGUAUCUCUCUAUCUCUCUGUCUCUUCCACUCUUCUAGUGAAGGCUUAAGAAGAAAACACAUUGGGCUUAAACAUUGUUCCAGAGUUCGUUGUGCUAAGCUCUCUUAAUCCUAAAAAAAAAAAAAGAAGAAUACUUCUGUUUUACGUUUUACUGAUAAAUAGUUUUCAGCUUUAGCUGAAACCCAAUA